CUAGACGGUCAUACAUCAUUUCUGUCAGUUAACAAAUUUCCCUUUGUUAGCGGAGGUGAUGGACUAUAGCUGUGUUUAAAACCAGAUAGGAAAAAAAAACUAUUGUCUCUGAACAGACGUGGUUUAUUGUUUGUUUCUUUCCGAGUGUUUACAUUUUUUUUUAGUUGUUUGGAUGCUCAGUCAAGGAGGCACAAGUGAGAAGAUGCACAGUACCUGAGAUUUUUUUUGGGGUCCACUUGUAAAAUAACUAGCCUACUUCUUGAUUUAAAAUCAUCUGUAUAUGGUGGCUUUUUGCUCCACUCAGGGACUGAAGGUCCCAAUAAAAUUGAUUUAGAACAUUUCAGUGGAGUCCACAACCGUCGCUCUUGGAACGUGAUGAUCUCACGAUACAAAUCGAGUCCCGGUUCCACCAUGUCCUUGGCGUUCUGUGGGAACGAGAACAACUCGUUGGCGUACAACGUGGACAGCGGCGUUCUCAACAACGGUUGCUUCCUGGACGCGCUCAACGUGGUCCCGCACAUCUUCCUGCUCUUCAUCACCUUCCCCAUCCUCUUCAUCGGCUGGGGCAGCCAGAGCUCCAAGGUGCACAUCCACCACAGCACCUGGCUGCACUUCCCUGGUCACAACCUGCGCUGGCUCCUCACCUUCAUCCUCCUCUUCGUCCUGGUCUGUGAGAUCGCAGAGGGCAUCGUCUCUGAUGGGUUCACCCAGUCCCUCCACCUGCACCUGUACAUGCCUGCAGGCCUGGCCUUCAUGGCUGGGAUCACCUCCAUCAUCUACUACCACAACAUCGAGACCUCCAACUUCCCCAAGCUACUGUUAGCUCUACUGUUCUACUGGGUCUUGGCCUUUCUGAUGAAAACCAUCAAGUUUGCCAAGUACACGGAGCACGGCAUCGGCCUGAGACAACUCCGCUACUGCAUCACAGGACUCCUGGCCCUGCUCUACGGACUACUGCUGGCUGUGGAGAUCAACGUCAUACUGGGCAGGCGCUACCUGUGUUUCACUGAGGCUACGGAGGUGAAACCCCCAGAGGACCUGCAGGACCUGGGGGUGAGGUUCCUGCAGCCCUUUGUCAACCUGCUGUCCAAGGCCACUUACUGGUGGAUGAACACCUUCAUCACGGCAGCCCACCGCCGCCCCAUCGACCUCAAGGUCAUCGGCAAACUGCCCAUCGCCAUGCGAGCCCUCACCAACUAUCUGAAGCUCCGCAAGGCUUUCGAGAGUCAGAGGGUAAAGAGGCCUCUGGGCUCCAUGCCGCAGGACCCUAAGUGGAUCUGGAGGGCCCUAUGCCAGGCGUUUGGACGUCCCCUCAUCAUCAGCAUCACCUUCCGCUUCCUGGCUGACCUGCUGGGCUUCGCUGGGCCCCUCUGUAUCUCUGGCAUCGUCCACCACAUCAGCAAGGAGAAUCCCACCAUACAGCCCCCGAUAAAGCUGCUGGGGGUCUACUUUAUCUCCUCUCAAGAGUUCUUGGCAAAUGCAUACGUGCUGGCUGUGCUGCUGUUCUUCGCCCUGAUCCUGCAGAGAACCUUCCUCCAGGCCUCGUAUUAUGUGGCCAUCGAGACGGGCAUCAACUUACGAGGGGCUAUACAGACUAAGAUCUACAAUAAGAUAAUGCGGCUGUGCACCUCCAACAUGUCUAUGGGAGAACUGACUGUGGGACAGAUCUGCAACCUGGUAGCCAUAGAUACCAACCAGCUCAUGUGGUUCUUCUUCCUCUGUCCCAACCUGUGGGCCAUGCCAGUCCAGAUCAUUGUGGGAGUGAUUCUGCUCUACUACCUCCUGGGGAUCAGUGCCUUGAUCGGGGCCACAGUCAUCGCUGUCCUGGCCCCUGUCCAGUACUUUGUGGCCACCAAGCUGUCCCAAGCACAGAAGAGCACCCUGGAGUACUCCAGCGAGCGGUUGAAGAAGACUAAUGAGCUGCUGCGGGGCAUCAAGCUGCUGAAGCUGUACGCCUGGGAACACAUCUUUUGUCACAGUGUGGAGGAGACCAGGGCCAAGGAGCUCACCAGCCUGGAGGCCUUCGCCCUCUAUACAUCCAUAUCUAUAUUCAUGAAUGCAGCCAUCCCUAUCGCAGCUGUCCUGACCACGUUUGUGGUCCAUGUGCACAUCUCUGAGGAGGCUGACCUGUCCCCUGCUGUGGCCUUUGCGUCCUUAUCCCUGUUUCACAUCCUGGUCACUCCUCUCUUCCUGCUCUCCAGCGUGGUGCGAUCCACAGUCAAGGCUGUGGUCAGUGCCCAGAAGCUGAGUGAGUUCUUCAGUAGUGAUGAGAUUGGAGACGAGCAGGAGCCCAACGCUACCAUGCCCGCUGGUCCCAGCAACCACAACAGCAAGUAUCAGGCUGUGUUGUCCUUUAAAAAGCCUAAGCCAUGCCCUGCCCCCUCCCUGCGCCCCUCCCAGCCCCUGAAGGUGGUGAACAGGAAGAGACCCCCCAGGGAAGACUGCUGGAACAACUACAGCCACAAGGGAGGCAACCCGCCCCCCCAGGAGAGGGACCAAGACCUCUGCAUCAGGAUAACCAGCGGAUAUUUCACCUGGACAGACGGACCUCCCACCCUGUCUAACAUAGACAUCAAGGUUCCCUUUGGUCAGCUGACUAUGAUCGUGGGCCAGGUGGGUUGUGGGAAGUCGUCCCUGCUGCUGGCAGCUCUGGGAGAGAUGCAGAGAGUCUCUGGGACUGUCACCUGGAACAGUUUGCCCAGCCUGGACUCUGAGGGAGAUGAGAGGUAUGUGUCUGAAGGAGACGAGAGCCUCACAUCAGACAAGGAUGCAGCUGGUGAUGGAGAUAUCCAGAAGAGAGGCCCUGUGGCCUAUGCUUCCCAGAAGCCCUGGCUGCUCAAUGCGACGCUGGUGGAGAACAUCACCUUUGAGAUGCCUAUGAUCAAACCCAGGUACAACGCUGUCAUUGAGGCGUGUUCCCUGCAGCCGGAUAUCGACAUCCUGCCACAGGGAGACCAGACGGAGAUCGGAGAGAGGGGUAUAAUUCUAUCUGGAGGGCAGCGCCAGCGUAUAGGUGUGGCCAGAGCCUUGUACCAACAGGCCAACGUGGUCUUCCUGGAUGACCCGUUUUCAGCGCUGGACAUCCACCUGAGUGACCACCUGAUGCAGGAGGGCAUCCUCAAACUGCUGAGAGAAGAGAAGAGAACUGUGGUGUUGGUCACUCACAAACUACAGUACCUACCACAUGCCGACUGGAUCAUUGCGAUGAAGAAUGGGACCACUCAAACCGAGGGGACUCUGAAAGACAUCCAGAACUCUGAGCCUGAGCUGUUUGAACAGUGGAAGACCCUGAUGCACCGGCAGGACGGCGAGUUUGAGAAGGAGACAGUGCCUGAGAGUAUGACGGUGUUGGAGCGUAAGAACCUGCGGAGAGCCAUGUACUCCAAAGAGGCUGCCAAGACUGAGGAGGAGGACACAGAAGACUCUGUGGACAGUGACGAGGACGACAACCUGUCCCAGGCCAUGCGUCACCGCGCCACCAUCCCCUGGCGCUCCUGUGGGGUCUACCUGUCCUCUGCAGGUCUUCUCCUCCUGUCGCUGCUCCUCCUAUCACAGCUUUUCAAACACUCCCUCAUGGUUGCCAUCGACUACUGGCUGGCCCACUGGACCUCCCACGUCAUCAAUGCCAAGAUGGAAGCCACCGGGAGGAACUGCACCGUCGCUCAGGAAUGUGGGUUCAACCACUCGUGGUACCUGUCAGUGUUCAGUGUGCUGUGCUGUCUGGGCAUCGUUCUGUGUCUGGUCACCUCUGUGGCCGUAGAGUGGACAGGCCUGAGAGUGGCCAAAGAACUACACCACAACCUGCUCAGCAAGAUCAUACUGGCCCCUAUGAGGCUGUUUGAGACCACUCCCCUGGGCAGCAUCCUCAACAGGUUCUCCUCUGACACCAACACCAUAGACCAGCACAUCCCUGCCACUCUGGAGUGUCUGAGUCGCUCCACCCUGCUGUGUGUGUCGGCACUGGGCGUCAUCUCCUACGUGACCCCUGUGUUCCUCAUCGCUCUGGUGCCUUUGGCCAUCGCCUGCUACUUCAUACAGAAGUACUUCCGGGUCGCCUCUAGGGACCUCCAGCAGUUGGAGGAUAGUACCCAGCUCCCUCUCCUGUCCCACUUCUCAGAGACAGUGGAGGGCCUCACCACCAUCCGGGCCUUCAAGUAUGAGCCCAGGUUCAGACAGAGGUUACUGGAGUUCACCGAUGCCAACAACAUCGCCUCCCUCUUCCUCACAGCAGCCAAUCGCUGGCUAGAGGUCCGCAUGGAGUACAUAGGCGCCUGUGUGGUUCUGAUAGCAGCUGUGGCCUCCAUCACGAACUGUCUGUAUAACCACCUCUCCACUGGCCUGGUAGGACUAGGACUCACCUAUGCACUCAUGGUGUCGAACUACCUGAACUGGAUGGUUCGUAACCUGGCAGACAUGGAGGUUCAGCUGGGUUCAGUCAAGAGAAUCAAUGGUCUGCUGAAGACUGAGCCUGAGAACUACGAAGGACUGCUCACUGCAUCUCAGGUGCCGGAUGGCUGGCCACAGCAGGGGGAGAUUCAGAUUGAGAACCUGAGUGUGCGUUACGACACCACCCUGAAACCUGUCCUCAAACAAGUCAACGCACACAUCAGCCCUGGGCAGAAGGUGGGGAUUUGUGGCAGGACAGGAAGUGGGAAGUCUUCUUUCUCCCUGGCCUUCUUUCGCAUGGUCGACAUGUUCGAGGGGCGUAUCAUCAUAGAUGACAUUGACAUCGCCAAGCUGCCUCUGCAGACCCUGAGGUCUCGAUUCUCCAUCAUCCUCCAGGACCCCAUCUUAUUCAGCGGAACCAUCCGGUUUAACCUGGACCCAGAGAAGAAGGCUACUGAUGACAUGCUGUGGGAGGCUCUGGACAUCGCUCAGCUCAAACCUGUGGUCAAGACUCUACCAGGAGGACUGGACGCCACAGUGACAGAGGGAGGGGAGAACUUCAGCCAGGGCCAGAGACAGCUCUUCUGUCUGGCCAGAGCCUUCGUCAGGAAGUCUAGCAUCCUCAUCAUGGACGAAGCCACAGCCUCUAUAGACAUGGCCACGGAAAGCAUCCUACAGAAGGUGGUGAUGACUGCCUUCGCUGAUAGAACAGUGGUUACUAUAGCACAUCGUGUCCACACCAUCCUGAAAGCAGACCUGGUGAUAGUGAUGAAGAGAGGACUAAUUCUAGAAUACGACAGACCCCAGGCGCUGCUGGAGAAAGAGGACAGUGUCUUCGCCUCCUUCGUCAAGGCGGACAAGUGACAGAGGAGGAAGAGGGGAGGACAUUCCAAAGUACAAUUGUACCAUGGACUAUAUAUUAUUAUUUUAUUUUCUAAUUCUGUAUGAUAUUCGUACAUAAAAUGUUAAUUCUUUGUUAAUAAAAAACAUAAAUACUCA
Coregonus clupeaformis (lake whitefish) is the source of this 5385-nucleotide messenger RNA. Its product is annotated as ATP-binding cassette sub-family C member 8-like. Bases 376 to 5250 code for a protein of 1624 amino acids. The transcript is spliced from 40 exons. Gene Ontology annotation, cellular component: membrane. The record is from RefSeq and is a predicted model, not a curated record. Lineage: Eukaryota; Metazoa; Chordata; Actinopteri; Salmoniformes; Salmonidae. Gene Ontology annotation, biological process: transmembrane transport; potassium ion transport. Gene Ontology annotation, molecular function: ABC-type transporter activity; ATP binding; ATP hydrolysis activity.